UGUCUCAUGUUUUAUAUGCCAAAGUGGUCAUUGCCUCAUCUUCUCAGGAGGUUUGCAGAUUAAUUUUGUACAUAUUAAUGUUUCAUACACUAAAUGCUAGACUGUUCCCUCCCUCUUGUUGGUGGUCAUGUGAUACGUGCUGCCUGUGGAUCCUGUCUGCCAGCUGCACAGCACUGAAGUUGUCAAAAGUUUGUACAACUGAGAUAUCCUUGGUUUUCAAGAAACCCCACCAUGGCAGAAAUGGGUUUUGUGAUCGCCAUGUCAGUGAUGACUCUGUUUUGGGGCAUUAUCGGAGGAGUAGUGCCGUGGUUCAUCCCCAAAGGACCAAACAGAGGAGUGAUAGUCACAAUGCUGGUGUUAACUGCUGUUUGCUGUUACCUGUUCUGGUUGAUAGCAAUUCUGGCCCAGCUGAACCCACUUUUUGGGCCAUCUCUGUCCACUGACGUCAUCUGGUACCUGAACUAUCACUGGGCUUAAUGUAUUCUUAAAGGAUUCCCGAAUCAUGCAGGGGAGGACCUGAUUCUGCUGCAUACCAAUGGACGUUUGCUUCUCACCUCAUGCUGAGAUCAUUCCUUCUAAACUCAGACCCCUGUUUGAUAUACAGAGUGAUGCCCACACUUGCGCCUUGUGUAAAAAUAAUUCCCAAAGGACUUCUGAGAGAUCUCACUGAAUGUGCUUUACUUUAAAUUGAAACAACAUUCUCUUGUUGUCCGGUGUAUAUGUUAUGUAUAUCGUGUUUAUUGUUAAUAUGAAUGACCUGUCUUUAAAUAGUGAAGUGGAGUAUUUGAUGUGUGUUCGAUUGCUUUUGUCUGAUAAUAUUAGUGAUGGAUGUAAUCCAUACGAUAGUCGUUAAUAAACAAAAAAUACACCAUUGCUCUGUCA
Notothenia coriiceps (black rockcod) is the source of this 882-nucleotide messenger RNA. RefSeq names its product ATPase H+ transporting V0 subunit e1 (gene atp6v0e1). The transcript has 4 exons. Gene Ontology annotation, molecular function: proton-transporting ATPase activity, rotational mechanism. Lineage: Eukaryota; Metazoa; Chordata; Actinopteri; Perciformes; Nototheniidae. Bases 232 to 477 code for a protein of 81 amino acids. Gene Ontology annotation, cellular component: proton-transporting V-type ATPase, V0 domain. Gene Ontology annotation, biological process: proton transmembrane transport. The record is from RefSeq and is a predicted model, not a curated record.